Messenger RNA from Pseudo-nitzschia multistriata, 1260 nucleotides. Lineage: Eukaryota; Bacillariophyta; Bacillariophyceae; Bacillariales; Bacillariaceae. The record is from the annotation of a GenBank genome assembly.
CAGCAUCAGAAUUACGGGAAUGGAUCGUGCAUGAGAACCGUAUCCGAGAGGGUUGGAAUGUCAUUGAAAACGAAAAUAGAUACACUUGGGGAAUCGACAUCAACAUGCAUCCCAAACUUCAGACCUACUGGCAAGAGCUGGCAGCCAAUGACCAAUUCCGCAAUGGGUUGGAAGCCAUCGUGGGGCCCGAUCCGGCUAUAAUUGAAUUCACCGCAAUCACUAGCUCCUAYGGUGCGGAAGACCAAUAUAUGCACGCCGACGUAAUUCACCACGGAAGGUAAGAAUGGAUGAAUGGAAAUAUAAAUUAGCAAGUGUGGCAAAGCAGGUGAUAGGUCCAAGCAUCCUUCUUUUUUUUUUGGACCCUUGAGAUACAGCUCGAUUUCUCUACAGAUUGCACUAACACAAAAAUGUAUGCAUGUUUCACUUAUAGUGCCGUGAAGUACGCCCGCAGUUUCGUGCCCUCGUAUUCUCUAUUUAUUCCACUGCAAGACACAACCUAUGAAAUGGGUGCAACCCAUGUCUGCCCGGGUAGUCAUCAGUGUUCCGAAGCUGAUGACAUUUGUGACGACUAUGGUGCAUUUGCCGUGUCCGGAGAAGGUGGCGGAGUCUGGAAAAUGGGAGAUGGUGCUUUGUUGAAUCAGCAGACAUUUCACAAAGGAAUGGGAUAUACACAAAAGGGAGGUCCCGACCGCGUUGUGCUCAUGUAAGUAGCUGUAAUGCACUGGUAUAUUUCGAAAUCUCCUGUAAUCAAGAAAGUAUAAUCAAACCAGACUCAAACUUCGACUUUCGUGUUUGCUACAUCAAAAACAGAGCUACAUUUGCACCACGGCCGAAGCAUGGCAAAGGCGUGGAAASUCGUCAGAUUGGUAAGUGCGAAUUUCUUUUUUGGUGAUUAAAGAAACGUAAAUUGGAUACAAUCAGUGAAUCGGAAUUUUUCGAUAUUUUACAUCGACUGAUAUUUGUCAAAUUCAUUACAAAUAGGCCAAGGAGGUAGCUACAGCUUACUAUGGAACCAGUGGGGGCACACCUUUUCGGAUUUCGUCCAUGCCGACAAACGUAUGACAGAGCCUCAGAAGACUCUCCGAAGUCUUGGACUGAUCAAGGGCAAUGGUUGGAACUAUUUGAGCACAUUGAGUAUGAGAAUGGCCAACGAAGACACAGAAAUGAGACCUGACAAUUUAGAAGAACUCCUUGAGGAGGAAGGAGGCCUGUGGUUCUUGCCGAGGUCUUGGCAAGACGGAAUAGAUGAGGUUUCUGAUA